Messenger RNA from Chilo suppressalis (striped riceborer), 1702 nucleotides. NCBI's taxonomy places the organism in Eukaryota, Metazoa, Arthropoda, Insecta, Lepidoptera, Crambidae. The record is from the annotation of a GenBank genome assembly.
CAUUGUGCUCCAUUUAACUAAUUGAAUAAAGUUCUCAGAAGAUAAAAGAGUAUUAUUGUAUUUUUUGGUGUUACGCAAUACAAUUUCAUUGAUUAAAAUUUGUAAUAAUGUAAAGUGACGUGAAGUGAGUAGCAUUCGAUAAUAUUAAUUAAUUUAAUGCUACGUUUUAAUAAGUGCAAACAUUAUUGUAGUGUUAGUUCGAAAAUACGACACACACAGGGCAGGUAUUGUGGUUGGGAGCACGACGUAGAAAUGACGUCUCCAAAUAUAAAAGUGAAUACGUUCUUUAAAGAAAAGAAAAAAACGCCGUUCAUCGAUGCCCAGUCAAAAUUCUUCAUAAUAGUGGAAAGUAUUCUGGGUUUGAACAGAACGCCUCUGUUGUUCAGCAAAAAGAGAAAUCUAGUUGUGGCGAUUAGUUUUGGCUACUGCUUUCUAUUCAAAGCUGCUCUUGUCUACGGAACAUACAGGAAGAAGGAAUUGUUCGUACCUCAAUUUUUAUGUUUUAUCGAGUACGGCUUUUGUUGUUUAUUCAGUUUGAUAACGUGGAAGAGAAUGGAGAGAUAUUAUUCUGGGUUGAACAUGUUCGAUAAUGAAAUCGGAUGUCGACCUCAUUUGGUAGCAGCCUCCAUGAGGAAUCUUUGCUGCAUGCUGGUCUUCUCGAUUUCCGUUGGCGUAUUCUACUUUUUGACCGAUCAGUUUGAAUUGUCUAUAGAUAUGAAUAUUAUGGUCAUGCCUAUGAGCCUUAUUCAUUGCUUGGAAUUGUUUUAUUAUGGUCAGUUACUGAGCUUGCUCAUACCAAGGCUGGGUUUGAUUAAUUACUACGUCGAGUCCGCCUUGUCCAGCGGUGAGAGUGUAGCCAGGCCGAAGCUUGACGAGUUUGGGUUAUUCAAAGAGAAACACUGCAAGAACAGAGAAAUGAGUAAGUUGAUGGAUAUGUACUAUAUUGCCAUAAAAGCUUAUGACUUCUUGAUUGACGCUAUAAAAUGGCAGUUGGUUGUGAUCCUUAUAACAACAUUUGGCGUCACUCUGAAUUUUUGCUACCAUGUUUCUUUGAGCAUCAUUCGGAAUGAGAAUCCAUUUAUGGACAUAAUGAGUGACAUGGGGAUAAUAGCGGUGGAGAUGAUACCGCUGUUUUCGCCGUGUCUCUUCGGCGACCGCGUCCACAAUGAGGUGCGCCGGUUGAGGGAACUAAUCGCCUCCAGACUCUACGAGAACAAAUUGGACAAGCUCGGACGGAGCGCAGCACGGGCGCUUCUUGCUUUGACCGAAGCCCGAGACCUAUCUUUCUCCCUAUUGCGGAUGCUUCAGAUCGACAUCUCUUUGCCUUUCAAGUUUAUUGGGUUACUAGUCACUUAUCUUAUUAUUCUGCUGCAAUUCGAUAAAGUUAUUCACAGUAGCCAAUCGUAAAUUGUUAUUUACGACUGCCUACUGUGAAUAGCAUUUUAAAAAUAGUUUUACAUUUCUAACGUGCACUUGUUUGAUAAGACUUAGAAAGUUAUGGUUAUUGAUUAUGGAAAGAUAAAGUUAGAAUUUUGCCUUUGCUGGGAAACCUUAAUAUAUUUGUCGCUCAAAUGUUUUUCAAAAUGAGAAAAAUAACCACUCUGUACUACCACCUGUAAUAAAAUGUUUAUUUUGUAUUAUUGCAAGUCACUGAUUUUCACUAUAUAAAUGCCACGAUAUUCAAAAUACAGAUGUUCAGACA